Messenger RNA from Hevea brasiliensis (rubber tree), 1123 nucleotides. RefSeq names its product cytochrome b5 domain-containing protein RLF. The transcript has 6 exons. Gene Ontology annotation, molecular function: heme binding. NCBI's taxonomy places the organism in Eukaryota, Viridiplantae, Streptophyta, Magnoliopsida, Malpighiales, Euphorbiaceae. The record is from RefSeq and is a predicted model, not a curated record. The coding region runs from base 256 to 939 and encodes 227 amino acids.
GGAAGAAGAGAAUAUGCCUUCUCAAAACAACCCAAAAAGCAGUCCAAAACGACGGCUAAGGCCCAAUUCUUUUCACAAAUCAACCCACUUUCAGUCCCAUUCCGCCAUUAUCGUUCUCCCGAUUCAAUCUUUUGAUUCUCUCAUCUCGCCUGCAACGAUCAAAACCAGUAACUGGUGGAACAGAAGAGUAAAGGAUUAUUGUUUGAAUAGAGAGGGAAGUUUGCUUGAGCUAAUUUGAGUUGUAUUUACUGUGGAAUGGACGAUGAAAAUGAUUUCACCUUUUGCCAGGUGGGUGUUACUGCCCAAGAUGGUAUCGAGGCAAAGAAGCUUGCUUCGAAUAUCGAUGGUAUGGCUAUAAAGGAUGAGUCCUCAAAUGGCACCAGUGGAAGCAAAAAUAGUGGUAGCCUUUGGAAAGAUAGAUUGCCAAAUAAUGCUUCUUCCAAGGAGGAAACUGUACGAUCUUUGUCCUUUAAUGUUAUUGAUACAGUAUCUCUAAAAAAAUCUAGUGAUUUGCCCAGACGAGUAGCAUCUACAGAUGUUGGAACUUCUGUUACAAAUUCGCAAAAACAAAAACCUGCUGCUAGGAAGCCUGCAGCUCGAGCAAAGGUUCCCUUUGAGAAGGGCUAUAGCCAAAUGGACUGGCUUAAGCUUACUCAAACCCAUCCUGAUCUUGCAGGACUGAAGGGACAGUCAAAUAAGAGGCUUAUAUCAAUGAAUGAAGUUAAACAACACCAAAAUGAAGGUUCCAUGUGGACUGUUCUAAAAGGCCGUGUGUACAAUUUGUCUCCAUACAUGAAGUUUCAUCCUGGAGGUGUUGAUAUGCUAAUGAAGGCUGUGGGAAAAGAUUGUACAUCUUUAUUUAACAAAUAUCAUGCUUGGGUGAAUGCAGAAUUUUUACUGGAGAAGUGUCUGGUGGGUACUGUGGAUGAGAGCCGGUGAAGACAACUAUUGUAUUACAUUUAGUAAUUGAUUCAUUGUUCUCAUUUUCCAUACUAAGCUAAUCGGCCUCUGUCAUUCAUCCUUUUAUAAUGUAAAAGUUUUUCAAUAAAUAGAUGUAUGAAAUGAGAACCUGGUAAUGCUUCUGUGUCUUCAUAAUUACUUAUCUAUGAAUGCUGUUGUUACA